UCGUCUUCGUCCUCGUCCUGCUCCGGCGGCGCCGCCCCGCCCACGGCGCCCAAGCGGGCCGGAGCCCCAGCAAGAUGGCGCAGGCGAUCUUCGAGGCCCUGGAAGGGAUGGACAACCAGACUGUCCUGGCCGUCCAGUCACUCUUGGAUGGUCAGGGGCCGGUCCCUGACCCCACCGGCCCGAGUGUCAACGCACCAACCGCCAUCCAGUCUUUAGAUGAUGAAGACGUCUUCCUCUGCGGGAAGUGUAAGAAGCAGUUCAACUCGCUGCCUGCCUUCAUGACGCACAAGCGGGAACAGUGUCAGGGGGCCGCACCCUCACUGGCCACGGUUUCUCUGGCCACCAACAGCAUCUACACGCCGGCGGCCGCGGCGGUACCGCAGGCCCCGGCCGCCAACCGCCAGCAGAUCUCCACGUAUAUCACGGUGCCGCCGUCCCCUCUCAUCCAGACCUUGGUUCAGGGGAACAUCCUGGUAAGCGACGAGGUGCUCAUGUCGGCCAUGUCCGCCUUCACCUCUCUGGACCAGCCGAUGGCUCCGGUGCAGCCGCCCGUGCCGAACGGCUUGAAUAUGCACUCGGGGACCAGCUACCUCCCCCCACAGCCUCCUCCUCCUCCUCCUCCUCCGCCGCCUCCCCCGCUCCCGCCGCAGCCCCCGCCGCCGCCCCCGCAGGCCCUAGGAGCCCCGGGGGCCCCCAACUCUGGCGGCGGAGGGGUGGUGGAAGUGUACAGCGCAGCCGGCAGCACCGUGGAGAUCCAGGCGCUGGGGAUGACCCCCUACCCACCAAUUGAGGUGCCGGGCCAGUGCGUGGAGACCCCCGUGUAUCCCAGCCCCCCGGGGUACGGUCCCGGGAAACAGGGCUUCAAGCCCAAGGGCCCGAGCCCGGCCGUCCCCUUGGCCCCCUCCAACGCGGGCGGCCUGGCAGUCUUCGACGCCGCCUCGACCGUGAAGCCCCGGCGCCCCAAAGUUGACAACGAGCUGCAGGAAGGGAAGCCCAAGUCUCAGAAGCUCAAGUGUACCUACUGCAGCAAGACGUUCACCAAGAACUUUGACCUGCAGCAGCACAUCCGAAGCCACACCGGCGAGAAGCCCUUCCAGUGCAUCGUCUGCGGCCGGGCCUUCGCGCAGAAGUCCAAUGUGAAGAAACACAUGCAGACCCACAAGGUGUGGCCGCCGGGCCACGGCUGCACCAUCUCCCGCAACUCGGUGACGGUGCAGGUCAUGGCCCUGGACCCCAGCCGGCAGGAGGGCGAAGAGAGCACAGGGCUCAGCCAGGCCCCCCGGAGCGCCCCCCAGCCCCAGGUCCAGGCUCCGGCCACGGAGGGGGAGGCGGGCAGGUUGGAAGCCAAGCAAGUGGUGCUCAUCGACAGCUCCUAUCAGUGCCAGUUCUGCCCCAGCAAAUUCAGCACUUACUUCCAGCUCAAGUCCCACAUGACACAGCACAAGAACGAGCAGGUGUACAAGUGCGUCGUGAAGAGCUGUGCCCAGACGUUCCAGAAACUGGACCCGUUCCUGGAGCACAUCAAGAGCCACCAGGAGGAGCUGAGCUACCGUUGCCAUUUGUGCAGCAAGGACUUCCCCUGCCUCUAUGAGCUGGGCAUGCACCAGUAUUCCCACAGCCUCCUGCCCCAGCACAGCCUCAAGAAGGACGUAGCUGCCUACAAGUGCGUCAAAUGUGUCAACAGAUACUCCACUCCCGAAGCCCUGGAGCACCACCUGCAGACAGCCACACACAACUUUCCCUGCCCUCACUGCCAGAAGGUGUUCCCCUGCGAACGCUACCUGCGGCGCCAUCUCCCCACGCACGGCAGCGGGGGCAAGUUCAAGUGUCAGAUCUGCAAGAAGUUCUUCCGCAGAGAGCACUACCUCAAGCUACACGCGCACAUCCACUCCGGCGAGAAACCCUUUCAGUGCUCUGUGUGCGACUCCGCCUUCAACCGCAAGGACAAGCUGAAACGGCACAUGCUCAUCCACGAGCCCUUCAAGAAGUACAAAUGCCCUUUCUCGACCCACACUGGCUGCAAUAAGGAGUUCAACCGACCGGACAAAUUGAAGGCCCACAUCCUCUCCCAUUCGGGGAUGAAGAUCCACAAGUGCCAGUUCUGCAGCAAGGCCUUCAGCCGCCGCGCCCACAUGCUGGAGCACCAGCGGUCUCACACCGGCAAUUACAAGCACCGCUGCCCCGGCUGCGGAAAGGGCUUCACCCGCCAAAAGUACCUGAAGGAGCACCGCUGCCGCCUCGGCGCCCCGAGGGACAAGGAACUGCCGGCCCGCCGGCCCCAGAAGAAGCGUCCCGCCCGGGGCCGCAAAGGGGCCCUGCCCCUGCCCCUUCCCCUGGCCGACCCGCUGGGGUUGGCGGGGCUCAAGUGCGGCUCGGAGGGGGGCCCGCCGGGCGGGCCGGGCAAGGAGCCGUCGGCGGAGUCCGACGCCGUGCUGUCCAUCGUGGUGGGGGGCGCGGCCGGUGGCGAGUCGGAGCUGGUGGCGCCCGGGCACUCGGACGACCUCGGCCCGAACCUGGCCCUGGCCGAGCUGCAGGCCGGGGCCGAGGGGCCCUGCGCCAUGCUGGCCGUGCCCGUCUACAUCCAGACGUCCGAGUGACCGUCGGGGCCCGCGGGCCAGCGUGGGCGUCAGUUGGCGGGGGCGGCGGGGCGGGAGCGGGGGGUCCACCCUCUGGCGGAGCAGAGCCCGGGCCUUCCCGCCCCGCCCCAGGGGCUCUGGGCCGGGUAGCAGUGAGCCCCCUCCGCUGUGAGCUGCGGGGCUGGGGAAGCGGCGACCUCCUUAAGUUCCAAGCGAGGAGAAUGGGGGAGCAAUGAGCUCCCUAUGCUGCGAGCCGGGGGGGGGACGGGGGAGCGGUGAGCCCCUCACUCCGUGAGCGGAAGAGGGAGGGCUCCCUAAGGGCACAGCGCCCACCGCGGAUGCUCCCCCCGGUGCCAGGAGCGGGGAGGCUGCGGUCGGACUCGGGGUUCUAACCAGGCAAGGGUCACCUGUCGUUCGGGUGCCGGCCUGGGAGGCGGGCCGUGAUCCUUCCUCCUGGAAGCGCACGGGGAGCAGGAAAAUCCUUUCGGAUUGCGCCAGUGAAAUGCCAGGCCCUGGUGCCCACUGCCCCACAUUCUCUCCAGGCCCGGGACCCUCUAGCCCGGCACCUGCCUUCACUGGGCUCAGGAAGGGCUCGGCUGCCCAGCAGGCCCAGCAGCAGCGGGCAGGUCUCCCUCCCGGCCAGAUGUAAGGUCGUGGCCGACGGCCGUCGCUUCCGUCAGAGAGCCAGCCGGGGAUGACCGGUGCGGGCAGGCAAGUGCCGCCCUGCUCUUGUCAUUUCCCGGUCCCCGAAUGGAGGGAGGGGAGUGGAGAGCUGAGGUAGGGAGAGGUUCCCCAGGGCAGGGGGCAGGUAGGAUCGAAGGCCCGGGUGGAGGCCUGGCCUACCUCUGCCGGAGCCGAGCGUGGAGACCGUACUUGUCCCGGCGUUUGCGGUGGGAGCCGAGGAGGGAGCUGCAAAGUCGUCACUGGACGGUGACCGGUCCUGGUGGGGCGAGGCCGGGUUCGCUGGAGGUCACAGGGUGGGCCGGGGGCUGUCCUCGCUGACAGGGAGAUAGCUGGCAAACUGUAAGGACGUGGGCAGAGCACUUACUGCAUGCAAAGCGAUGAGCUAGCCCCAGCCUACUGUGUGCACGCCGCCAAACUGGGUGCCUAAAGGGCACGGGGCGCCAUUCUGGGAGCCUGUUGUGUGCAAAACACUGAAUUGGGUUCCUGCUGCUGGCUGAGGACUGCCCUGGCACACGGGACUUUACGGCGGGCGCUCAGGGGGCCGCACUGAGCUCGUGGUGGAUGAUAGGGGCCGCGCAGUCAGGUGGAGAGCAUGUUCCCUCUGCAGGGAGGUCAGUAGCAUCGCCCCUCUUUGUUCAUCCAGCUCCUACUACCCAGGAUCUAGCUCAGCGCUCAGCACUGAGUCCAAGCAGUAUCGUCAGACCAGACAGCCCCCGACCCACGUGGGGUUCACUGCCUGGGAGGGGUAGGGAAGGCGGGUGUCAUCCCCAUUUUCACAGGUGGGGAGACGGAGGCCCAGAGAGGUUCAGUGACUUGCUCAGGUUACACAGUGGCCUGGCUGGGACUAGAACUCGGAUCUCCCGGCUGCCAACCGUGGGCUCUCUGCGGCCUCCGUUCUGGAAAGGGAGCUGAGCCUGCCCCUCCCAACCAAACUCGAUCCCUAGGCAGAGUCUGUCAAUCCGUUGAUUUGUGAUAUUGGGCACCUACUGAGGGCAGGGGGUUGUACGGCCCAUUUUUGAAUAUCCCACCUUUUGGAGUCCUUAUUUUCAGCUGAGUGAGGGCUGAAGUGUCUGAGCUGCCUGGGCCUGACUCCUGGGAUGCUGAUCCACUCAAGUGAAGCAGCCAGGACUACAACUCUGGGCAGCAUCCCGGUAUCCCUGGGCAGUGGGUCUGGGUUCACCCCUGUUUCAGACACCUUGGGUCUUCAGCCUGUGUAGGAGUCGGACCAACGUACCCUUCAGUAAGUGCUGGAGAUGAAGUGAGGAAUGCUUGGUUCAGUCGAUCGACGGCAUUUAUCCGGUGCCUAUUAGGUAUUGAACCAAGUGGGAAAGAAUAGCCGUAGCAAGACCCGCGUUCCCUGUCUCCAGAGGGUUUAUUUCUAAUGGGGGAAACAGAGUGAAGGCCCAAAGUAGGCCAGAAGCAGGCACCACCUCAGAACCCAAGUGACCGACAAAUAAUUGAAUGGAAAAGUAUAAUUGUCUCAGUAAAAAUAGUAUUGAUCCAGUGCCUCCUGAAUGCCAAGCACGGUACUAAGCCCUGGGAAACGACAUACGGAUGAGAAUUUGACCCGGUCGUUGGUUCCCGAAGGAUUCUCGAGCCAAGGGUAAGGUUUGUGGAGGGAAGAUGGGCAGGGUUCAUUAUAAGUGGGAAGGCAAGUAGGGAUGUUCAGAAGAAAGCGAUGAGAGCUGGGGUGGGGGAAGCUUGGACAGUCUGAGUGGGCACCGGUGUCUCCAGAAUGCUUCCCUGCUCUCUGCCAGGGAAGGGUAACUGGAGAGGGAAACUUUUGGGGGGCCAAAACGGCACCUGGCUGCUCUCCUGUGUUCCCUGAUAAUAAUAUUUAUGGUAUUUUUUAA
Ornithorhynchus anatinus (platypus) is the source of this 5113-nucleotide messenger RNA. It is a transcript of the gene ZNF341, whose product is annotated as zinc finger protein 341. NCBI's taxonomy places the organism in Eukaryota, Metazoa, Chordata, Mammalia, Monotremata, Ornithorhynchidae. The transcript is spliced from 15 exons. The record is from RefSeq and is a predicted model, not a curated record. The coding region runs from base 75 to 2597 and encodes 840 amino acids.